GAUUUGGUUUGCAUUUAUUAAGAUUCAGAGGAAUCCCAUUAACUACACUCACAGACGGAGCGCUUUGGGUUUGGGGUAUCAUUUUAGGGUUUUUGGAGUCAUUGCUUUCAGUAAAUCUUUUUUUCCUCCUCUGUAACUUUCUUGAACGAUUUCGAGUUUGAUUCUGUUGUUUUUGAAUUGUAUCUUUCUUUAGUAAGGAAACCCUUUUGUGUGGGAGUCGACUGUUGUCUACUUUGCGUUUGGAAGUUUGAAUCAAAGGUUUUGAUUCCGAAAAUGCUUCAAAAUUGAGUGCUUUUGCUUUAUUGAAUCUAGGGUUCCGACCUGUUUUUAUGCUUUUUGGGGGAGAAAUUCGAUGGGAUAAACUCACAAUCAAACGAAAUCGUUCAAAACCCAUUCUUUUUCUCGAACGUUUUUUCUAAUUUUGUGGGAUUAAUUUCCUUUCUAAUGCAUAUUUCACUGUGGAAACCGAUCAUAUCUCAUUGUGCUUCUCUAAUUUCUGACAAAAAGAGCAGAAGAAAAUAUGGGUCUGAUCACACCAAUGAGGAAAUCAAACGCAGUCCAUCUGUUCGACGAAAGUUGCAAGAGAAUAAACUCAGAGAAGCUCUUGAACAAGCCUCUGAGGAUGGGUCUCUUGUUAAAUCCCAAAAUAUGGAUUUUUCAGAGUCUUUUGAUAGAGAAGACAAAGGUUUGGGAAGAUCAAGAUCUCUUGCUAGAUUACAAGCUCAAAAGGAAUUUCUAAAAGCAACUUCUCUAGCUGCUGAUAGAACAUUUGAAGAUAAAGACUCCAUUCCUGAAUUUGAUGAAGCUUUAUUGAAGUUCCUAACCAUGUAUCCAAAGUACAAAUCUUCUGAGAAAAUAGAUCAAUUGAGGGUGGAUGAGUAUUCACAUUUAGCAGAUACUAUUUCAAAGGUAUGUCUUGAUUAUUGUGGAUUUGGGUUGUUUUCAUUUCUUCAAACUGUUCAUUUCUGGGAAUCUUGUACAUUUACUUUAUCUGAGAUCACUGCUCAUUUGAGUAAUCAUGCUCUCUAUGGUGGUGGUGAAAGGGGAACCGUUGAGUAUGAUAUAAAGAGUAGAAUUAUGGAUUACCUAAACAUCCCUGAGAAUGAAUAUGGCUUAGUUUUUACUGUCAGUAGAGGUUCUGCUUUCAAACUUCUAGCUGAAUCAUACCCUUUUCAUACCAAUAAGAAGCUUUUGACCAUGUUUGAUCAUGAGAGCCAAUCUGUGAAUUGGAUGGCUCAAAGUGCAAAAGAUAAAGGUGCAAAGGUUCAUAGUGCUUGGUUCAAAUGGCCUACAUUGAAACCCUGUUCAACCCAUCUUAGGAAGCUAAUCUUGAACAAGAAAAGGCGGAAGAAAGAUUCGUCAACAGGUCUUUUCGUGUUUCCUGUCCAAUCUCGAGUUACUGGUGCCAAAUACUCGUACCAGUGGAUGGCAUUGGCUCAGCAGAACAAUUGGCAUGUUUUGCUAGAUGCAGGGGCAUUGGGUCCUAAAGACAUGGAUUCGUUAGGGUUAUCACUAUUUCGACCAGAUUUCAUUAUAACGUCUUUCUACAGAGUUUUCGGGGAUGACCCAACUGGAUUCGGAUGUCUUCUGAUCAAGAAAUCCGUAAUUGGAAGCCUCCAGAAUCAGUCUGGACAUGCUGGAUCUGGGAUAGUGAAGAUCAGUCCGGUUUUUCCUUUAUAUCUGAGUGAUUCCGUGGAUGGAAUGCCGGGAUUGGCUGGGAUUGAAGAUGAUGAAGUUGUAAAAGGUGAAGGGAUAUCUGAAAGUCACGCCGGAGCUCUUUUACCGGCAUUUUCUGGUGCAUACACUCCUUCUCAGGUGAGGGAUGUUUUCGAAACCGAAAUGGAUCAUGGGAACAGCCCAGAUAGAGAUGGAGCUAGCCCCAUUUUUGAAGAAACAGGAAGUUUUUCUGUCGGGGAGGUCAUGAAGAGUCCGGUUUUUAGCGAAGAUGAAUCAUCAGAGAACUCGAUGUGGAUCGAUUUGGGUCAGAGUCCAUUGGGUUCCCAAUCUGAGAUCGUAAACUCUCCUUUACCUCCGCCCUCCUGGUUUUCCAGCAAGAAAAGCAAUGAGAAAGAGAUUGAUUCACAGCCCCAUAUCAGCAAAGUGCUAUCUUUUGAUGCUGCAGUUCACAAUGUCAAAAAAGCAGACAACUUUCAAGAAAGUUUUCAAGAAAAAUCUCAAGAAACCGAAAGGAAGUUGGAGAUUUCAGAGAUACAAGAAGAACCCGAAUCCAAGAAACUGAAAGAAAGUGCCGUCAUACGAAGAGAAACCGAAGGCGAGUUCAGAUUAUUGGGAAGAAUGGAAGGGAGCAGACGGGUAUCUUUCGGAUUGGAAGACAACAAUAAGCAUUGUGAAGAUUUCUAUAUCAGUGAUGAAGAAUAUUGCGAAGGGCAAGAAUCAGAAAGAAGAGAACCUGAAAUAACCUGCAAGCAUCUUGAUCACGUAAACAUGUCGGGUCUAAACAAGACCACACUCAGGCUCCGUUUCUUGGUCAAUUGGCUCGUGACCUCUUUGCUUCAAUUGCGGUUAACUGGUUCAGAUGGGGAACAAGAUUCUGUUCCACUGGUUCACAUUUAUGGUCCUAAAAUCAAGUACGAAAGAGGUGCAUCAGUGGCGUUCAACAUAAGGGAUAGAGUCAGAGGACUAAUUAGUCCAGAAAUCGUUCAAAAGUUAGCCGAAUCAAAUGGGAUUUCUCUUGGUGUCGGCAUUUUAUGUCAUGCAAGGAUUAUACAGAGCACGAAACAGAAUCAUGCAGCGAUUGAUCUUGCUGACACGACGCUCUGCAAACCUAUGAACAAUGAUGGAGGUGGAUUUGUUCGAGCUGAGGUUGUCACUGCUUCACUUGGUUUCUUGACGAACUUCGAAGAUGUGUAUAAAUUGUGGGUUUUUGUGGCGAAAUUUCUUGAUCCAUCGUUUAUCAAAGAAAACGGAGAUUCGACUGAGAUGGAAGGUGAAGAACAAACCGGGUAAGUUUUAAUCGAUUUGGUAAAGAUUUUUGGUAUUUUAUGCAUCAAGAUAGAAGAUACCCAUUUGGAGUUCAUAUUGAUGGUGGAUUUGAAUCUGUAUCCUGUGAAAUCUUGCUUUUGAUAUGAAAAGUUUCUGGUUUAUUAGUUGUAGUUUAGCAGCUUUGUGCCAUUUCUGGAACAUAAUCUGAUGAGCUUUUUUACAAUCUCAA
Messenger RNA from Cynara cardunculus var. scolymus (artichoke), 3172 nucleotides. RefSeq lists its product as uncharacterized. The record is from RefSeq and is a predicted model, not a curated record. NCBI's taxonomy places the organism in Eukaryota, Viridiplantae, Streptophyta, Magnoliopsida, Asterales, Asteraceae. The coding region runs from base 445 to 2967 and encodes 840 amino acids. The transcript has a single exon.